AUGAGUAAACAAGAGGCUGAUGUUCUGAGGUGCUGGAGAUGUAGAAAAUACAUAGCAAAUUCUGUUUGCCUUGCAAAAUGUCAUGGAAAAGAGCCAUCUGAAACAUCACAACCCUCAUCUGCUGCUCCUGAGUAUUGCAACAUAUGGCAUGUGAACUUAGAAGCCAUUCCAUAGUGGGCAAAAUGUGUCAUUGAAAAGGCACAGUGGACAAUUGGAAAACUACACUGUCCAUUCUGUGAGGCUCGUUUAGGGGGCUUUAACUUUGUUUGCAACACAAAAUGUUCCUGUGGACAGUUAGUAAAUAUACAUUUCUGUAAAAGUUGGACGGACUAUCAGCCAGCUUUCUCUGUUAGCUUGGCAAAAUCAUCAGGAAAACAGUUAUCUGUGCUCCAGAUUAAAUCUGGUUUUAUCAAGGAUACCUGCCAUGAAGUGGUGAAUGCAACUUUGGAAAUCAAAAAUCAAGGGCUUUUGUACAUGGCCAGAAAUAAUAGCAGUACUGAAAGAUUAACAGAAGCACUUUGUCUUGAAGUAAGAGCUCCCAGAUUUGAGAGGGAAAGUAAUAAACUUCCCUUAAAGGCAUUAAGUCAGAAAACAAGUAUUUCUGCCUCCUCUCCUAUGAAUGAUGCAUGCACUAUGAAACCUUGUCACAGAAGAUCACAUAGUUUGGAUUUAAAUAUCAGAGAGAGACUGGUUUUGUCCCCUGCCUUAAAUGACGCUUGCAAUAUGGGAACAGUUUACUAUGGCCAAAAUCAAAGUCUUCUUUAUACAAAAAGCAGCUUGAAAUUAGACUCCAGUAGGAGGCAUGGUAAUUGUUUUCAGGACCUAUACAGUUCCAGUGCUGACAAACUACAAAAAAAGUUUAAGGUUACUCCCUUAACUACAUUUUUACAUAGAGAAAGAGGAAAUGUGUGUGAUUUUGAAGCUCCUGGACAGUCGUCUGGGAGUGCCAUUGCUGAUGGAUCAUCUUUUGUAAUGAACAUUUCUUCACCUGCUGUAGAAGAGGAACAGUGCAUCACACCUCUUUGUCUUGUGCAGACUUCAAGUAUUUCCUUCAACAAACAGCUGAGUAAGAGAGAAAGAAACAAGUUGAAAAGCUUGAGGAGAAAACAAAGAAGGCGAGAACAGUGGCUGGAGAAGCAAACUGCAAAUGAUAACCUGCAUACAGAUGAUGAGCAUGAGCUCAGAGAAGAUAAAGAAAGCUAUCUUUGUGCAGUUUGCCUAGAUGUUUAUUUCAAUCCUUACAUGUGCUAUCCAUGCCACCACAUCUUUUGUGAACCUUGCUUAAGGAUGCUUGCCAAAGACAACCCAGCCAGCACUCCGUGUCCACUAUGUCGCACUACAAUUGCAAGAGUCUUUUUCCAAAGAGAACUGAACAGCUCUACAAGAUCUUUUUUCCCUACGGAAUAUUUGAAGUUAAAAGAAAACUUUCUAAAAUCAAAAUCUGCAAAAUGGCCUUUACCAAGCUACAAGAAAGCCUACAGAGUUUUUGAAGGUUUUCAAAGACACUCAGCUACAGUGACAAGGAGGCAUUUCCCACAUGCUGCUCACAGGAUUGACUACAUGGACUUUGAAGAUGAUAGCCGUGGGUGGAGAUUGGAUAUGGACAUGAUAAUAAUCUACAUUUAUUCAGUCAACUGGGUAAUAGGAUUUAUUGUAUUCUGUUUUCUUUGUUAUUUCUUUUUCCCUUUUUAG
Molecule: messenger RNA, 1692 nt
Organism: Calypte anna (Anna's hummingbird)
Lineage: Eukaryota; Metazoa; Chordata; Aves; Apodiformes; Trochilidae
Gene: RNF180
Product: ring finger protein 180
Exons: 6
Biological process (GO): protein polyubiquitination; serotonin metabolic process; norepinephrine metabolic process
Cellular component (GO): endoplasmic reticulum membrane
Molecular function (GO): ubiquitin conjugating enzyme binding; metal ion binding; ubiquitin protein ligase activity
Source: RefSeq, a predicted model, not a curated record